Messenger RNA from Trichobilharzia szidati, 748 nucleotides. NCBI's taxonomy places the organism in Eukaryota, Metazoa, Platyhelminthes, Trematoda, Strigeidida, Schistosomatidae. The record is from the annotation of a GenBank genome assembly.
AUGCGAUACAAAAGUUUGCAAAAUAGUCAGACACAUUGUUCUGUCAUCCCAUCACUGCAGCUGAUUGCAUCUUUGAUGUUGGUUAUACAUCUAGCCAGUCAAACAACAGGAUACAUGUUGUACAACAAUGGGGUUUUAUUGAAGGGAUUGAAAUUUUCUGAGCCAUGUCCUGAACAGAAUUACAAGUUUCAUAAUCCUACUGGAAAUUUUAUGUGUGUUGUACCAACGCCUAAAGAAUGCUUUAAAUUAUGCCAAGAAAUUGGAUGUACCGAAUGGAAUCAUAUGAAUCUUGUUCCAUCUGGUAGUGAAGAAGUUAAACGCUAUCAUAGAUGUCGAUGUUUUCCAGAGUAUAAUAUGUGUUUCUAUAAUUAUGUCCCAAGAACAUAUCGUGACUUUGAUUGAUGAAUGAAUGAAUGAAUGGCGGAAUGGAUGAACACUUUUCAUAUCUUUAAUUUAUUUCUUAAUACUUCAGAUGUUUAUUCAAUGAGAUAUAAAAAAUAAAAUAUGUGUAUAUAUUAUACUUAUAUAUUUAUGUAUGUGUGUAAAUGCGUGUAAAUUUACUCUUUGUGCUAAUUGAAUAUUGAGUACUAUGUAGAUAAUUUGUUGUACAAAAAUAUGUUUUUGUUUUUGAAGUGUUCCACGUUUUGUGUUGUUUUUCAGGGAAUUCUAAGGAUUAUUUUUAUUCUAUAUCCCUUUUAUACAAGUUAUAUACCACGGAUAAAUGUAAAAUAUAGUUUUUGAGAGAUGA